AGGGGCGUGUGCCAGCGCGCGCGCUCCCGGGAAGGAGCGGUCUAAGCGCCCGCACGAGCAGCCCAGUAUUUCGGGACGGAGUGUCGGGGCCGGCGGGCCGAGGGCAGGCUCGGGCACCAUGGCCGCCCUCCUGCUGCUGCUGCCGCUGCUGCUGGUGCCGCUGCUGCUGCUUCGGAAGCAGCCCCUGUGGCUGCAGCUGCGCUGGCUGGCGGCUGACCUGGCCUUCGCCGUGCGCGCCGCGCGAUGCAAAAGGGCCCUCCGCGCGGAGGCGCUGGCCGCUGCCGCCGCCGACCCCCAGGGUCCCGAGGCGGGCUGCAGCCUGGCCUGGCGCCUCGCGCAGCUGGCUCGCCGGCGGCCCGCGCACACUUUCCUCGUGAGCGGCGCGCGGCGCUUCAGCUACGCCGAGGCAGAGCGCCAGAGCAACCGGGCGGCGCGAGCCUUCCUGCGCGCGCGGGGCUGGAGCGCGGGGCCGGGAGACGGCGGCGAGGCGCGGGCCGAGAGCGCGGCCCCUCUGACCCCGGGGGCCACCGUGGCGCUGCUCCUUCCCGCCAGCCCCGAGUUCCUGUGGCUCUGGUUCGGGUUGGCCAAGGCCGGCCUGCGCGCGGCCUUUGUGCCCAGCGCCCUGCGCCGCGCCCCCCUGCUGCACUGUCUCCGCGGCUGCGGCGCGCGCGCGCUGGUGCUGGCGCCAGAGUUCCUGGAGUCCCUGGAGCCUGACCUGCCGGCCCUGAGAGCCCUGGGGCUCCACUUGUGGGCGGCAGGACCUUCCCCCGCUCCUUCGGGCAUCCCGGACCUGCUGGCAGAGGCCGCGGCAGAAGCAGACAAGCCUGUGCCCGGGUACCUGUCCGCCCCACAGAAUGUGAUGGACACGUGCCUGUACAUCUUCACCUCAGGCACCACAGGCCUCCCCAAGGCUGCGCGCAUUAGCCACCUGAAAGUGCUGCAGUGCCAGGCCUUUUACCAGCUGUGUGGCGUCCACCAGGAGGACAUCAUCUACCUAGCUCUGCCACUCUACCACAUGUCCGGUUCGCUGCUUGGCAUCGUGGGCUGCCUGGGCAUUGGGGCCACAGUGGUGCUGAAGUCCAAGUUCUCAGCGGGCCAGUUCUGGGAGGACUGCCAGCAGCAUGGGGUCACUGUGCUCCAGUACAUCGGCGAGCUGUGCCGCUACCUUGUCAACCAGCCACCGAGCCCAGCAGAGCACGGACACCGAGUACGGCUGGCGGUGGGCAGCGGGCUGCGGCCAGAUACCUGGGAGCGGUUCGUGCGGCGCUUCGGGCCCCUGCAGGUGCUGGAGACCUAUGGCCUCACUGAGGGCAACGUCGCCACCUUCAACUACACGGGCCAGUGCGGCGCUGUGGGCCGGGCCUCCUGGAUUUACAAGCUCGUCUUCCCCUUCGCUCUGAUCCGCUAUGAUGGCACCACAGGGCAGCCGAUCCGGAACGCCAAGGGGCGUUGCGUGGCCACCUGUGCAGGGGAGCCCGGGCUGUUGGUGGCCCCCGUGAGCCAGCAGUCCCCGUUCCUGGGCUACGCUGGAGGUCCCGAGCUGACCCAGGGCAAGCUGCUGCAGGACGUCUUCCGGCCCGGGGACGUGUUCUUCAACACCGGAGACCUGCUCGUCCGUGACACAGACGGUUUCCUGCGCUUCCACGACCGCACUGGAGACACCUUCAGGUGGAAGGGGGAAAACGUGGCCACCACCGAGGUUGCAGGAGUCCUGGAGGCCCUCGACUUCCUGCAGGAUGUGAAUGUCUAUGGCGUCCGCGUGCCAGGGCAUGAAGGCCGGGCCGGAAUGGCAGCCUUGGUGCUGCGGCCCCCACACAGCCUGGACCUCGCCAGGCUCUACAGCCACGUGUCUGAGAACUUGCCACCUUAUGCCCGACCGCGGUUCUUGAGGCUCCAGGAGUCUCUGGCCACCACAGAGACCUUCAAGCAGCAGAAGGUGCGACUGGCCCAGGAGGGCUUUGACCCGAGUGCCGUGUCAGAGCCACUGUACGUGUUGGACGGGGCCGCUGCUGCCUACCUGCCACUCACAGCCGCCCGGUACCGCGCCCUCCUGACAGGGCACCUGCGCAUCUAAGCACCUCGGGCCCUAAGCCUUCCUGGCACUGCUUUUAUUGCCGUUGUUUUCUAAUAAAAAGGGUGGAAGCUGCUGCUCUGACCCAGGGAACCGUCUGGCUGUCUGUGGGGACACAAGCCGUGGGCACCUCUCCAGCUGUGCCUCUGGGUGAUCCUUGUCCUGGGAGAGACCUCACCGUGCUCCCAGGGACCCGCUGAGGGCAGCCCCAGGUGGUUAGGGUGUUCGGGACACAGACGGCUGCCCUGACAUAGGUGUCCCUCCCCAUUCCCCCCCACCGCCCCUGGCUCCACAAAUGCGGGUGAGGCCAGGUGGGGAUGAGCUCCUGGCUCCCCUUCUCAGCUGUCUGAAAAAGAGGCCGUUGAGGAGGAUCGGCCACUUAGUGCUGUUGGCCCUAGUCUUUGCCGGGGCCACACCCAGCAGACCUCAAGGGGUCCCGCAGCUAGGGUGCCAGGGAUGACACUCAUGUCCCCAUGCCAAACCUGUGCUCAGCCUUUGAGCCUUCUCUCCUCUCCAGCUGUUGACUCUUUGUUGUGAGUUUUUGUUGGCGGGAGCGCAGGGUUAGACCAUACCCCCAUAUGCCGAGCUUACUCCUGGCUCUGCGCUCAAGGAUCACUCCUGGUGGGCUCGGGGAGUCUUUUGUAGUGCCGGGUAUCAAACCUGGGUCAGUCACAUGCAAGGCCAGCACCCUGCCUGCUCUACUGCCUCUAUGCCCCCGAUUUUGUUUUUUAGAGUAGUUUUCACUCUAUUUUCCUCUUCCCUUCUCUCUGUGCUUCUGGGAUCCCACACACUGGGGUGUGGUAUGCCAGAGAUCCUACCCUUUGGAACCCAGUCACGAUCAUGCUAUCAACAGAUCUGAGGAGGGGGGCAAGAGAAAUAGCACGGUGGGUAAAGCACUUGCUUUGCACAGGGCCAAUCCGGGCUUGAUCCUCAGCACCCCAGCCCCCAUUAGGAGUGAUUCUUGAGUGCAGAGCCAGGAGUAAGCCCUGAGCACAUCUGCGUAUGGCCCAAAAAGUAAAAGUGGGGAGAAAAAAAAUCUUCCCAGAAGCAGCAGGCAGACUGGGAGUCCCCAGGUUCUGGAGAGUGACAGAACCUGGGGUAUGCCUGAGGUGGCAGGAGGCCUAGAUGGAACAAGAGGAGGAAGACUGCCCUGACCCUAAGGUGAGGUGUCAGAAACUUCAGUAUCUAAGAGCUGAGGAGGGGGACCAUAGAGAUAGUUCAGCAGGCAGGGCACUUACCUUUCAUGUGGCCAACUUGGCCCAGCCCUGGCGCCUCAUAGGGUCACUCUUACCUGGAGUAAGCCCCGAGCACCACCAGCUAUGCCCCAACAGAUAUAAGCUAGUAGUGAGAGUCAGGGAGAUGGCUCAGUGGCGGGGACAGACUUUGCAUGUAGGAGCCCCAGGCUCCAUCUCCAGACCACGUGGUUCCCCCACCCCACCCCGCACAGCUGGAAGCCAUGCAAGAGCAAGGAGCCAGGAGUGGUCCAUUAUCAGUGUCAGUGUGGCCCUCAGAAACCCAAAUAAUUAAAGCUUGAGGGGCUGGAGAGAUAGUAUAGUAGGCAGGGCAUUUGCCUUGCAUACGACCGACCUAGGUUCGAAUCCCAGCAU
Sorex araneus (European shrew) is the source of this 3678-nucleotide messenger RNA. RefSeq names its product solute carrier family 27 member 3 (gene SLC27A3). Gene Ontology annotation, cellular component: endoplasmic reticulum; mitochondrion. The transcript is spliced from 10 exons. The coding region runs from base 119 to 2074 and encodes 651 amino acids. The record is from RefSeq and is a predicted model, not a curated record. Gene Ontology annotation, molecular function: long-chain fatty acid-CoA ligase activity; long-chain fatty acid transmembrane transporter activity. Lineage: Eukaryota; Metazoa; Chordata; Mammalia; Eulipotyphla; Soricidae.